This is a messenger RNA of Fraxinus pennsylvanica, 648 nucleotides long. The record is from the annotation of a GenBank genome assembly. Lineage: Eukaryota; Viridiplantae; Streptophyta; Magnoliopsida; Lamiales; Oleaceae.
AUGGGAAGAUUUGCUCUGUCAACUUUCAUGGUUGAGGAAGAGGAGAUUCAGACGAGGAAAAUGGAGGUUCAGGAGAGAGUUCUAGCACAUAUGGGUCGUAUUGAACAAGAAAAUAGGCGUUUGUCCACUGUCCGUGAGGAACUAGAGGCCCUAGCUGAUCCAAGGAAGAAGGAAGUUACACUUGUUCAAAAAAAGAUUGAUGCAGCCAACAAGGAGUUAAAAACCCUAGACAGACCUGUCAGAAGAAGGAGUAUAGAGUUUCUUUGGCAAGAAGGGCAUACUGCUUUUACGAUAAAGGAGGAGGCAGAUACUGAGGCUGCUAAUGUAAAGGAUCAAGAUUCAAAAUGGAAAGAUUUUGGAUCCAUCUUUUCUACUUUGUUACUUGGCACAAGGGCAAAACUGGAACCUCUUGAAGGAUACAUUUUCCUUGAUGGUCUGGAGGUUCGUGUUUCAUUUGGAGGUGUUUGUAAACAGUCCUUAUCAGAACUUAGUGGAGGGCAAAGAUCUCUGUUUGCACUCUCUCUAAUCCGUGCAUUGCUUUGUGCCUCCGAUUCUGCCCCUGUUUUGGUCCCGUUUGGUGCUGCUUCUGUGUGGUUACUUUGGCUGGUUUUGGGUUUCCUUUGUGGUCCAUUUGAGUGGGAACAGUAA